CUAAAAAAAUACAAAAAAGUUGUAGACUUACAUGAAAACAUUUUAAAAUUUAUAGCGGUUGUUAAGCAAAGCGUAAAUGAAAUUAUAUUCACUCAUGAAUAUGCUUUUGAUGGAACACUUCGUCAAUAUUUAAAAUUAAAUUUCAACAAAAUCAUUGGAAUGAAAA
Molecule: messenger RNA, 166 nt
Organism: Dentiscutata heterogama
Lineage: Eukaryota; Fungi; Glomeromycota; Glomeromycetes; Diversisporales; Gigasporaceae
Source: the annotation of a GenBank genome assembly